AUUAGACUUUAAGCCCAUGAUUGAGCCCAAGCACACCCAACCGAAGCCGAUCUCAUUAAAAAUUCAGAACCCUCAAUUCAUUUCUUUGACCUCACUCUGAUUUUCUUCUUCCCCAAAAUCAAAUCAAACUAAAAACCCUAACCCUAGAAACCUAGACCCUCCCUCAAAAAUGGUGUGCAUACGCAAGGCCACCAUAGACGACCUCCUGGCCAUGCAAGCCUGCAACCUCUUCUGCCUCCCAGAGAACUACCAGAUGAAAUACUACCUCUACCACAUCCUCUCAUGGCCUCAGCUCCUCUACGUCGCUGAAGACUACAACGGUCGCAUCGUCGGCUACGUCCUAGCCAAGAUGGAAGAGGAGAGCAACGAGUGCCAUGGCCACAUCACCUCUCUCGCCGUGCUCCGAACCCACCGCAAACUCGGUCUCGCCACUAAGCUCAUGAGCGCGGCCCAGAACGCCAUGGAACAGGUGUUUGCAGCUGAGUACGUCUCGCUUCAUGUGAGGAAGAGCAAUCGUGCGGCUUUCAACUUGUAUACGGAGACUUUGGGGUAUAAGAUUCAUGAUGUUGAAGCUAAGUACUAUGCCGAUGGGGAAGAUGCGUAUGAUAUGAGGAAGGAGCUGAAGGGGAAGAAGGUACAUGGACAUAGUCAUGGACAUGGUCAUGGGCAUGGGCAUGCGCACCAUCAUCACCAUCAUCACCAUCAUGAACAUGGUGGUGGGUGUUGUUCGGGGGAGGCAGUGAAACCGGAAAAGACAGAGGCGAAAAAGGUGGAGAGAGGGAAUGCGAAGGCGGAGGCAAGAGCGGGAUGAGAGUGAGAGAGUUUCUUAGGAGUUUUAGUGGCCAUGCUAAAGCAUCAAGUUCGCUUCUUGAAAAAGAGAACAUGCAGAAAACAAUAUGAUGUUGUAGUGUGAAAAGUCAGCCUUGUCAGUGAUGUAAGUUGGGUCAAGUUAUCUGGUGAAGGUUUGGAUAUCGUGAUUAGGAAUUAAUGUAUUUGGUUCAACUAGCAUUGUAAGUUUCUUUCUUUGAUUCUACAUUGUUUUUUUCUUUUAUUAAAUUAUAUGGGUAUGAAGAUUUUCUUCUACCUUUCAAUUUAA
This is a messenger RNA of Prunus persica (peach), 1096 nucleotides long. RefSeq names its product N-alpha-acetyltransferase daf-31. Gene Ontology annotation, molecular function: protein-N-terminal-glutamate acetyltransferase activity; protein N-terminal-serine acetyltransferase activity. Gene Ontology annotation, cellular component: NatA complex. The coding region runs from base 170 to 811 and encodes 213 amino acids. Lineage: Eukaryota; Viridiplantae; Streptophyta; Magnoliopsida; Rosales; Rosaceae. The transcript has 2 exons. The record is from RefSeq and is a predicted model, not a curated record. Gene Ontology annotation, biological process: N-terminal peptidyl-glutamic acid acetylation.